AUGGUCAUGGACCGUAUCUUGUCCCACUCGGUGUCUCCGAGAACUUCCGGCAGGCUCUCACACAGCAGCGACCUACUCAACGGUUCACUCACCGACAACACACCUAUUUCACCGUCAGAGAUCCAGGACAUUAAGGUAAAUCUAUUGUUAGUAUUAACUCUAGGGUCUUGGCCGGAGACGCUGUUUGAUUCCUCCCUGCUUGCUCCGGUGAACGAAUUUGAGAUCAGUGAGCCAUUUCGCGGCGAUCAAUUCCGCCGCCGUGGCAACGAACCCAGAUCCCACGCUGCUGAGGCACGUCCAGCGCCGUUUCUUACCAAUUUGGAAAAAUUGGACUUGGGUUUCAGUUCAGUCCAGGGCGAAAUGCCUUCGCCUGAUAGCUUGUUGCAGUCAAGGUCGUUGAAGUACUUGGAUUUGGAAGCUAGUGAGGCGGGUCUGGUCUCUGGUGCGGCCGCGACCUGA
This is a messenger RNA of Linum trigynum, 459 nucleotides long. The record is from the annotation of a GenBank genome assembly. NCBI's taxonomy places the organism in Eukaryota, Viridiplantae, Streptophyta, Magnoliopsida, Malpighiales, Linaceae.